Messenger RNA from Didymodactylos carnosus, 117 nucleotides. NCBI's taxonomy places the organism in Eukaryota, Metazoa, Rotifera, Eurotatoria, Philodinida, Philodinidae. The record is from the annotation of a GenBank genome assembly.
UAUGGCACAGGAAGUGAUAGUGCAGGGAGUGAAUAUAAUGAACAUUCUGAUAAUAGUGGAUUACAAGACGAAUGGCCAUCUAUCAGAGAAGCAUUAGCUACUGUACUCGGUAUGUAG